Fukomys damarensis (Damara mole-rat) is the source of this 3315-nucleotide messenger RNA. RefSeq names its product family with sequence similarity 155 member A (gene Nalf1). NCBI's taxonomy places the organism in Eukaryota, Metazoa, Chordata, Mammalia, Rodentia, Bathyergidae. Gene Ontology annotation, biological process: calcium ion import across plasma membrane. Gene Ontology annotation, cellular component: plasma membrane. The transcript has 4 exons. The record is from RefSeq and is a predicted model, not a curated record. The coding region runs from base 324 to 1364 and encodes 346 amino acids. Gene Ontology annotation, molecular function: stretch-activated, monoatomic cation-selective, calcium channel activity.
CUCUCUCUCUCUCUCUCUCUCUCUCUCUCUCUCUCUCUCACAUUGUUUCCCACUCUACAGAGGAUGGGGUCGGCUGAUGAUUAGGUCGGACGCAAGUCAGAUCUUCCUGCAAAGCCUGGUAAUGUUUAUGUAGGCGAGAAGAGAAAGAGAAAAAAAAGAGGGAGAGAGGAAGAGAGAGAGGGUAGAGAGAGAGAGAGAGAGAGAGGCGAGGGAGAAGGGGGGAGGGAGUAAGGCGAUCCGACCCUUUAAGUCCAUGCAUAUUGUGGUGACCCGACCCAGGCGCCCCCACGGUGGAGACGGCCGGGGCUGUGCGUUCCCAAAAUAUGACCAGCGGUGCCUGGAUGUGUCGGCAGUAUGACGACGGCUUGAAGAUCUGGUUGGCGGCACCGCGGGAGAACGAGAAACCGUUCAUCGACUCAGAGAGGGCUCAGAAAUGGCGCCUGUCUCUGGCAUCUCUCCUGUUCUUCACGGUCCUGCUCUCUGAUCACUUGUGGUUCUGCGCCGAGGCCAAACUGACCCGAACCCGGGACAAGGAGCAGCACCAGCACCAGCACCAGCAGCAGCAGCAGCAACAGCAGCAGCAGCAGCAGCAGCAGCAGCAGCAGCAGCGCCCGCAGCAGCAGCCUCCGCUCUGGAACUUGUCGGAUUUUUACCUUUCGUUUUGUAAUUCCUACACACUCUGGGAGCUGUUCUCGGGUCUGUCCAGCCCCAGCACGUUGAACUGCAGUCUGGAUGUGGUGCUGACCGAGGGCGGGGAGACGGCCGCGUGCAGGCAGUGCGUGGAAGCUUACCAAGACUACGACCACCACGCUCGGGAGAAGUACGAAGAGUUUGAGAGUGUGCUCCACAAGUAUUUGCAGUCGGAGGAGUACUCGGUGAAGUCGUGUCCGGAAGACUGUAAGAUCGUCUACAAGGCCUGGCUCUGUUCCCAGUAUUUUGAAGUCACGCAGUUUAACUGCAGAAAGACAAUUCCUUGCAAGCAAUAUUGUUUGGAGGUGCAGACGCGGUGUCCGUUCAUCCUGCCUGACAAUGAUGAGGUCAUUUACGGGGGCCUCUCCAGCUUCAUCUGCACAGGUCUCUAUGAAACCUUCCUAACCAAUGACGAACCAGAAUGCUGUGAUGUCAGGAGAGAGGGGCAGUCCGCCCACCCGCCGGGAGGGACAGUAGAGAGAAGGGACAGCUGCCACAGGACGUCGCUCACAGUGUCCUCCGCCACGAGACUGUGCGGCGGGAGGCUCAAGCUGUGUGUCCUUGUACUGAUUCUGCUGCACACAGUGCUCACGGCCUCGGCUACGCAGAGCACUGACUGCCUGGGCCUGGGUGGCAUCGCCACGCUGGAGGACAAAGCCGCCAACGAAGAGUGAGCCGAGCAGCAGCCAGCCCUGGCCCACCCGAGAGAAGCAGCCACUGUCCCCAGGAGCAGAAACUGGGUGCUUUUACCCUCCAGUUACUUCUCGCAAGGUCUUUAGGGUAAAACUUCAAGAAGAUGGGCCUGAUUCCAAACAAGGACACACACCCCACAGCUUUCUGUUGACUGAAAAGCUGCCAAGGGACUUUCGAUUUCUCACACCAUUUUAUACACUGUGUUUUAAUGUUUGGAAGUUUUCUUUGCUUUCGUUCCAGUCUGAGUUUCUUCGUUUGUUUCCUUUUAUUUUUCUGCACCUGUUAAUUAACACAGGAUUUAUUUGGGGGAUGGUUUCUCAGAGCUAGUCCAAGUCUUCGCAGUGUCUGUUUCGCUCUCUCUAGUCAUCGUGUGUUCAUCAGAUAGUUCUGUCUUUACGUCCUGUCAGUUUCCAUUAGAGGAAUGACUGCUAUGACCUCGUGGUAUAGCAAAAAACAACAACAAAAAAAGAAUAAAAAAGAAAAAAAGAAAAAAAAAGAAAACAGCAAAAAAUACAAAUAAAAACUUCCCUCAGUCUCUCCCUAGACCCCACACCCUCCCUGGCCAUCCUUUGGGCCCCCUCUCGCCCCGACACACACACCCGCUUGCUUGUGUCUGUGUAGCCACGGUGGCGGGUGUGCACGAGACCCGCACAGAGCACAGCAGGGCUGGCGGGCGCCUUGCAGCUGAGCAGGCAGGACGCCCCACGACCUUGGAACCAGGCCACUUGUGCGUUUUUGUUGAAAACAGGGGAAGAAGGGACAUUUUUUCAAAAGCUGUCUCACACUGAGUUGCUCUGGUCUCAUUCGCACGUGGCCCCAUCCUUUCCUGCUGGCCGGGUAGACAGGAGCAGCUCCAGCCUGCAAGGGGGACAGGCAAGUGGCCCCCAAAAUGUAGGGGAGGCUCUGCCCACUGUGAGCUCAGCUCUGGUCACCUACGAGCACAUUGUGGCCAUUGCCAUGGGAACACAGACUGGGGCCACAAAUACAGACUUCUGUGGCUCCUGUGUCGCAGUGGAAGAUUCUAGAACUGCUCAAACAUCUGCAGUAUGAAGGAUAGAUACAGUUUUAUCCCAGUAUUUCCCCAACACAGGGUUUUAAAUUAUGCCAGGUCUAAACUGUAUGCAAUUCUGCAUCAUCACAGAGGAAAAACUUCUUUUUGUAAACAACAACAACAAAAAAUAGAGCAGCCAUUUUUAUCCCCGUGCGAAAAACUUUAAUGCUUUAGGGAGUGGAAGAAAGGAGAAGUCUGAUCGCUCUGUUUGUAUUUUUUUCUUUGUGGGAACAUUUCACCUGCUGAGUGUAUAUGGAUUUGCUUUCUGCAAAAAGGCUUUUAUGAGUUUACAGUAGAAUCAGUGGAAGGAAGAGUUAACAAGGGCUGUUUUUAAAAAACAAACAAACAAAACAAAUAAUUAAAAAAAAAAAAAACAUUUUCCAUUCCUUCCUGUUCUCUAUCUACCCUGGGAAGUGCACUUCAGAGAAGUCAGCUGUGUGGCUGGGAGACAGAGGAAAUCCAUAGAGAAGGUCCUCUUAGUGAACAAAAUUUAGUUACUAACUAUCGCUAUGAGAUUCCCCUGGGCAUUUGUUUCUCUUCAGACAGACCUUUAUCCUCUGCAUCAAGCUUAACCCUGCGACAUGCGUACAGUAUGCAUAUUUUGUUUUGAAUAAAAAAUGUUUUGUUCCAGUCUGUUAAGAAUAUUCAAAAAAAAUAAUAAAGGUAUUGCUUAAUAAAAUUGCUAGAAUUAUUUAGCAGUACAUGCACAAAUAUUUUACUAGAUUCUUUGUUUUAAUAGUGUUUCGUUGAGACUGAAAAUCCUAAAAUGGUCUGUGCAAAUACAAAAAAAAAAAAAAGAAAAAAUCUCCUGUUUUGGUUCCUUUUCUUGAAAACUUCCCCCCCUACAAAUACAAAUAAAGUCACAUGUGUGUGCGUAGACA